Helianthus annuus (common sunflower) is the source of this 1371-nucleotide messenger RNA. RefSeq lists its product as uncharacterized. NCBI's taxonomy places the organism in Eukaryota, Viridiplantae, Streptophyta, Magnoliopsida, Asterales, Asteraceae. The coding region runs from base 140 to 1162 and encodes 340 amino acids. The transcript is spliced from 6 exons. The record is from RefSeq and is a predicted model, not a curated record.
UUGAAGAAAAAACACUCUUAUUCCCGCUCGCUCACUCACUUCCCUUUUCCUUAUAAACCCUAAUUUCAUUCCCAAUUUCACUCACAUCUUUCAAUCCACACUCAAUCGUUUAUCCGUUACAUAAUCGUAUAUCAAUCACAUGGAGGAUUCUUCGAAAGAUCAGUCGUCUGUUUCUGGAAUUAAGGCAGGAGGAUCGGCUAAACUUCUGCGGUAUCCGCUUCGAUCCGGGACUAAGUGUAAGGAUGAUAAGCCUCCUGUAUCGGUUUCAUCAAAUGGUUCAGCUUCUAGAAGGGUGAGACCUUCUUCAAGUGUGAGCCAAAGUGUUAGUGUUCUCGAUUUAUCAUCCAAAGAUAAAUCAACCAAACCACUUAGGAGGCUCUCAAUUCCCACCAAGCCAACUGCCAAACCUACUCCUCAACCGCCAAAAAACAUAACUCCGAUAUCCGAGGCCAGAGCAAACAGGUCUAGAAACAUCGAUGGUAAAAGCGACACUCCAGUUUUGGAUGCUUCUAGAACACUGAACCGAAGGAAAUUCAGUGUUCUUUCGUCAGCUUCAUACUGGCUCUCACACAUUAAGCUAUCUGAAGCUGCUGGAAAACACCAACUGUCACUUGGUUUCUUUAAACUUGCCCAAGAAGCCGCAUGUGAGAAUCCGCAACUACUGAGAGAUGAGCUUAAGGCGUAUGCACUCCGCCACAACAUUAUUAAUUUAGGUGAAUCUGCACAAGAAAUUCUCCUCAGCUAUGAAAUAUCUGAAGACGUAAUACAGGGUAUGCGUUCGUCAUCUGAAGAUGCACAAAGUUUGUCUUCUGUUAAUGAAAAUCACAAACCAAAGCCAAAGCCGAAAUCCUCGAUUGGUUGUGUUGCUAAAGAACCGGUUAAAGAAAAUCACCAGAAGAAACUUGUAUCCAACAUGAAAGUUUCAACAAGUAAGAAGAUAACCGAUCAGCGUUCUGCCUCAGAAGCCGGAAGUCGCAAGAUCCAAAAGAACAUUCAGAAGCCAAUCAAGAAAGAGUUUAACAAAGAGAAACAGUUGGUCAAGAGCAAGGGAAAGAAAUCUGCUGAUGAAGAUGCAAUAAGUUGCACUGAGGAGACAGUUGUUGAAGAAAACAAAGAAAACAUGGAUACUGCCCCGGUGGAGGAAAUCAGUUUGGAAACAUAAGCAUACUCUGGUUCUAGUAAGCUGGAACAUAUCAACUCUUUUUAAUGUCUUUAUUGUUGGGGUUUCGCUUUGUAUAGAUUAUAGAUGGCGUGUGCGGAUUUGUUACAUGGAGUGUUUAUUUUGUCGUGUGUUACUUUGGUGUCUAAAAUGUUAUAUCAUCUUGUAUGAUAAACUCUUUCAUAUAUUGCAUGUGUUGAUUUUAAACUGUA